Drosophila gunungcola (fruit fly) is the source of this 1952-nucleotide messenger RNA. RefSeq names its product brain-specific homeobox protein. The transcript has 4 exons. The coding region runs from base 123 to 1439 and encodes 438 amino acids. The record is from RefSeq and is a predicted model, not a curated record. Gene Ontology annotation, biological process: regulation of DNA-templated transcription. NCBI's taxonomy places the organism in Eukaryota, Metazoa, Arthropoda, Insecta, Diptera, Drosophilidae. Gene Ontology annotation, molecular function: DNA-binding transcription factor activity, RNA polymerase II-specific; DNA binding.
UCAACGAGCAAACAACAUAAACGCGCGCGCGGCGACCAAGGACAUACGCAAACGCAUAUACAUAUAUCCUGGCAUAUAUCCUUCAAACGCCACCUUCGCCCCCAUCCGUCGCAACCAGCCAAAUGGCAAUGCUUAAUGAGGCCAGCUUGAGUCCUGCGGACGCACAUGCUCAUGCCACCACGCCCACGCACAGCAAGGCGGCGAUGGCGAUGGCCAGUGGUGCCACCACAAUGCUGACCACAAAAACGCCGUUCUCCAUCGAGCAUAUAUUGUUUCAAAAUUUAAAUAGUGCCAGCAAUAAUAAUAAUAAUAAUAAUAACAAUAAUCCCAGCACUGGUAUCACCGGUAAUACCAGUAACUAUCCAGUGCAAAAGAGCAACAAAAACGCGAUGAAAAGUGCCAGGAGCAGCUUUGCCCACCACGACAAUAAUUCACAGAAACAUCCGUCGCAUCAUUCGCAUCAUCCGCCGCAAUCACAUCCGCCGGCAUCCGCAUCCGCCUCCGCAUCCGCGACGGCAACAACGCGCGGCAAUCAGGCAGCGUCGGGAUAUGGCAGCGAGGAUUAUGCCAAGUCCUUGCACAACACCCAACGUUCUACUCACCAUUCACGACCGGGAGCUUCCCACUACAGCGGUGAUCAGAAUUCUCAGCAAUUGGGAUCUGCGGCAGGACAGCAUCCGCCAGUGCCAGCGCCUCAGCCACCUCCUCCGCCGCCACUGAGUGGAGGAGCUGGUGGAUCCAAUGGAGUCUUAUACCCAAAUGCGCCGUACACCGAUCACGGCUUUCUCCAAAUGACCCUCGGCUAUCUGUCUCCGUCGUCGGGCACAUACAAGUCCGUGGAUCCCUAUUUUCUAUCACAAGCCAGCCUUUUCGGGGGAGCGCCCUUCUUUGGGGCACCUGGUUGUGUUCCGGAACUGGCCCUCGGAUUGGGAAUGGGCGUGAAUGCCCUGCGUCACUGCCGCCGAAGGAAGGCCCGUACGGUGUUCAGCGAUCCGCAAUUGUCCGGCCUGGAAAAGCGGUUCGAGGGACAGCGAUACCUCUCCACACCAGAGCGAGUGGAACUGGCCACGGCACUGGGACUCAGCGAAACCCAGGUGAAGACCUGGUUCCAGAACCGACGCAUGAAGCACAAAAAGCAGCUGCGCCGGCGUGACAAUACCAAUGAGCCCGUUGACUUCUCACGCAGCGAACUGGGCAAGCAGCCGGGCGAGGCCACCUCCUCCUCCGGCGACUCCAAGCACGCCAAGCUCAGCUCCGGGUCCGGAUCCGGGGGCACGCCCACUCAGCCUACAAGUGAGCAGCAGCAACUGCAGAUGUGCCUCAUGCAGCAAGGAUACUCCACGGACGACUACUCCGAUCUGGAGGCGGAUAGCGCCGAUGAGGACAACUCCAGCGACGUGGACAUCGUGGGGGAUGCCAAACUCUACCAGUUAACAUAGAUAGUGCUAUUGGGAUUAGAGCCUUGAUCUUAAAUUAGUAAUGUUUUCGGUAUUUUAAUUGGGGAAAUACAACCGAUAGUUAUAAAAUUUGUUUAAUAUACUUUAAGUUACAUAGUUUAAGAUUUAAAAAAAAAAAGAUAACUCUUUAAAAUAGGCUCUCUUUAAAGUGUAAUUAAGCAGAGCCAUUGUACGAUAUUUGUUUUUAACUGAGACCAUCAAUCUUGAUUCUUUAAAAUGUACUUAAAUCUGAAAAGACAAAUUUUAUAUAGUCUUAAAACAAAAGUAUGAUAAAAUUGUAGUUGUAUUUCCCCAAAUUUUAAAAUUGAAACGAAAUACUGUGUAAAUACUAACGAGCUGCAUUCUAGUCAUGUAUCAAAUCUUAAAUCUAAUCAAAUUUAGUGAUUGUAUUCGAGAACUUCCAUUUUAAGAUAUUUUAGUUCCCUAACCGCUCGAUUUCUUAUCCAGAAUAUAGUGCUUACAAUAAACAGAACCGAGCAGAAUUACAUAUGUGAA